Tetrapisispora phaffii CBS 4417 is the source of this 2961-nucleotide messenger RNA. It is a transcript of the gene SOK1, whose product is annotated as Sok1p. The transcript has a single exon. The record is from RefSeq and is a predicted model, not a curated record. The coding region runs from base 1 to 2961 and encodes 986 amino acids. Lineage: Eukaryota; Fungi; Ascomycota; Saccharomycetes; Saccharomycetales; Saccharomycetaceae.
AUGAAUACUUCUACAACUGCUUCGACUGCUGCCAAUCCAAGCACAAGCAAUAAUGCAAACUCAGCAUCAGCUUCAGGCUCUUCCAAGGGAAAUCCAUCCUCAAAUGAUAUCUCAGCAAGUAAUUCAAAAUCCAUGAGUAAUCGAUCAAGUAUGGUUCAACAUCAUCCUCACCAGCAUAUCAAGAAAAACAGUUUACGAGAUUAUACAGAUAGCAUAAUUAAUAUAAACAUCAACAAAAAUGGCUGUGUGACUCCAACUAUUAACGUAGAAAGAGAAAUGGAAACUGAAGAUGAUAACUCUACUGGGGCCAUAACGAAUAAGAGAAUUUCCGCUACAAUCAAUGCCGACAACAACAAAAUCAACAUGAGCAACAACAACAAUAAUAACGAUAACACUCGCUCUGAUACAAGCAAUGCCAUGAGCGUGAGUGGCAAUAUUACGGUCAAUAAUAGUAAUUCAUCUUCGUCUUUCUUCAAACCAUUUGACCCUCAAACCGGCCAAUUUAUUAAUAAUUCAGAGGACGUAAACAUAAGUGAUAGUGAUAUUGACAUGUCCAACGAAGACCAUGAAGAUGAUGCUUACGAUAAUAAACUUGUUCAGACAAGUGAUGCUAAUGACAAUGUCGAUAUCGAAAUAGAACUAGACGACGACGUUAAUUCAAGGACGAACCAGGAUAUAAGAAUAAACCCAGAGGAUAACGUCGGAAGUGCAGAUAAUGAAAAAAACACAAUCAAAGGAGUGACAACAAUCGCUGAAUCAGAGAAUGAGAGUGAACAACUGUUAUUGGAUAUUAAAAAAAUUAGCAAUAACAAUAAAUUUAGAUCACAAUCAUUACCAAUCACAUUGCAUUCUUCUUUAAGAAGACUCCCCACUUUUGUAACAUCUCAUCCACAAAGUAAAAGCAUCCCUGCCUCAACAGAUCCAUCCAGUUUGAAUGAUAAUAGUGUAGAAAGCAGCAAUCUUAAUAGGUUCAAUCAAGCUCAAAAUCACUCAUCUCUUCAAGGAGGAGGAGGAGUAAAUAAAAGAAAAUACAACAGAUCCUAUCGGUCAAUAUUAAGAGCUACUAACAAACCUGCACAAACAUCACAUCCAUCUCUAUUGUUCAAAAAAUCAUCGCCAGAUGCCACUGACUCCUCCUCUUUUGUGUCGUCGUCAUCCCCACAUUUACCAACUUUUCAAACCAAUUCAUCAAAAAUUAAUAUACAAAAUGAUAUCCCUUCAAAUACAAAAAAUUCAUUAUUCUUCAAAACUAACAAUUCUCAUAACCACAAAUUGAUUUCAUACAGCAAUUUAGACAAUUUAACUUUGGAAGAAAGAAUAGACUACAUUAAAUCUACAUCUGGUCCACUACCGUUGCCUCCAAUCAACCUACAAUGUUUGAAAGAAAUUGAUCUACAAGAAAUUGUGAAAAACCCUCAACUGAGGCAUGAUAUCGUCUUUGAUCCUCUAUUACAAUUUAGACCAAAUUUGGAUGGUGAGAGAGGUUUCAAAAAGACACAACUUGCAGACAAGUACUGGAAGGAUGUUGAAAACGAAUUGUACGUCUAUAUGAGAAGACCAGAGGUUUUUGAUUACAACAAGACACACCUAGUUCCAUUAUUCGACACAUUGAGAGACGUUCUACUGACCACUGUACCUCAAAAAGAAUCUGACAUGAUUAAUGGAAUUUUGGACACUGAAUUGACUGUUCAAGAGUUAAUUAAGGGAUCAUUACAAUUGUCUAAUUUCUCGGAUUGGCUAGCAGAAUUAUUAAAACAUCAUUGUGCACCAAUGAGAGAUCCAUGGGUUGACAAAAUGAAUACCAAAUUCAAAGAAUCUGAAGAAGAAGCAUCAUUGCCAAAAUUAAUAGAGGCUUUGAAGUUAGUUUUCCAAAUUUUAGAAGCAAUGAAAUUAGAUAUCGCAAAUCAUCAAAUUAGAAUCUUGAGACCUGCAUUAUUAAGCAAUGCCAUAGAAUUUGAAAAACAAUACUUCCAUCCUUUGAUGAACUCAAAUAAAAUUGACUUUAAAUCGUCCCUAAACUGGUUCAACAGCAAAGUUAAAGAGAGUGAAGCUGAAAAUUCGAUUAAGAAAGAUCAACUUACAGUCCAGGAGAACUAUAGGCUAUGUAUUAGAUCUAUUAUUAGUUUGUUAUCUUGUCGUAAAAUGGUGAGAAAUUACCCAACUACCUUGGUUUUUGACCAUACAAGGCUAAUAUUACUAAGAGCAGAUCUUCGUCAAGUUGUUUGUUUAUUAAUUUGCAGAUUACUGUUUCAACAAUUAGUUGCUAGUGACACUACAAUUUCACCAAAAAGUAAAGAAUACAUUAAUAAAGAAUACCCAGUAAACAAAUUAAAGAGUGAUAUUUUAAGUAUUAUUAGUGACGAACACGGUAACUGUAGAUGGACUAAAAACAUAAUGUCUAUUUCUAUCCAUUUCUGUAAGGUUAUUAAUGAUCUAAACGUCCGUUUUAUAAAUACUCAAACUCAAAAUUCUGAUUCUAAAAUAUCUGGUGAUGACAAUGUAUCAACUACGACUAAUGUUAACAAAUUACCAACACUAGAUCAAAAUAAAAUCAAUUUUGCCAAGUCCUGGUUAUCCAAACAAACACAACCCUUAAGUGAAGUAUAUGGAGUGCUCGAAAGAAGAGUUUUUACUGCAUUAGAAAAUACAAUAUACGAGAAUGCAGGUUGUACUUUGGAUGGUAGAGUUAAACAAGAUUUUAUCAAUUUUUGUAAUACAAAUACAACUAAUGAUAAAAAAAUUACUUCUACAACACCAAAUCAACAACAAAAAUUGUCGGUUGCUGCAAAUACUCAUAACAAGAAACAUUUACUGGCUGUUACAGAAAUUUCAGAACUGGAAAAUAGUUAUUACCACUUAUAUUCGAUUGUAAACUUCCAUUGGUCAGUAUUUGGUAAUUAUUACAUUGAAUCAUCAAACAAUACAAUGAAAUCAGCAGCCAAUUUAUCAAAAAUUAAAUAA